GUAGAUUAUAAAAGCUGUUAAUUUGGAACGAAAAUUCCUGAUCAUCCAGAUUAAGUUCUAUUCGCCGGCGAGGACUGAAAAAUCUUUUCUCUAAAAACUUUUCUCUCCAAAGUACCACCAAAACAUCACAUUCAUAAGUGCUUCAAAAUGUACAGAUUCUUCGCCUCGGAUAUCUUCGAAGUCAAGGGUACAGAGCCUAUAUAUAUCUAUGAUAUUGUACCAGUCGCAGCUGGACUCGCAUCCAUUUCAUCAGAUGAUUGCUUGCGGUUGUUAGAUCCAACGGCUUUGAACGGACAACCACUGAAUACUAUUAAGAAAGUCAAUUCUGAUGUUACAUGUCUGAAGACUAUUGGAAAUGGCGAUAACUCUAUUGUGGUUACGGCUGGAAGGGAUGGAAAAGUGUGUCUGAUUGACCCGAGGACUGCUGGAAAGGUCGGAGAGGUUCAGAGUGACCAAGGCGCUCCAAUUCUGUCUUUAGCAUGCUCAAACACAAACGGCAUCGCUGCUGGAACAGAAUUAACAAACCACCAAGCAACUGUUUCAAUUUGGGACGCAAGAUCUUUAGCUGCUCCAAUCGUACAGUACGUGGAAAGUCACAGUGACGAUGUCACAGAGCUUCAAUUCCACCCAACCCAACAGUCACUUCUAUUGUCUGGUUCUACGGAUGGUCUCGUCAAUAUCUAUAACAUCACCAUCUCAGAAGAGGAAGAAGCCCUCCAUCAGACAAUCAACCAUGGUCAUUCAAUACAUCACGCCAACUUCCUGAGCGAAACCGAUAUCUUUGCUCUUUCACAUGAUGAAAAAUUCUCUAUGUACGAGCUAGUAACAAACCCAGAAGAAGGGGUUGAAGAGCCAGCCCCGGUGGUAUAUGGUGAUAUGAGAGAAAACCUUGGAGGUGAGUAUGUAGCGAAUGUUUUGUGCAGACCAGAUGGAGGAGCUGUAUUGGGGACCGGACGUCAUAGCAAGAGUGAUUUCGACUUGAUACAAUUGAAAAAGGGAAAGCCUUGGGUAUUUGCUCCUGAGACGAAGGUUACACUUGAUGGUGCUCAUGGAUCGGAGAUCGUCAGAUCAUUCUGCUUCCUCGAUUCGCAUAGAGCAGUAUUGACUGCUGGUGAGGAUGGACAAAUCAAAUCAUGGAGCGGUGAAAACUGAUAUCCGGAAACAUAGCAACUACAAGGCACCGGCAUUCAGAAGUUAAAAACGUAAAAACCUAUUAGAUAUUGCUCUUAGUUUUGUUAUGAAUAAAUAAUGUGAUCUGUUUGCCCGACAUAAUAUUUCA
Molecule: messenger RNA, 1279 nt
Organism: Botrytis cinerea B05.10
Lineage: Eukaryota; Fungi; Ascomycota; Leotiomycetes; Helotiales; Sclerotiniaceae
Exons: 5
Coding region: 148-1152 (334 amino acids)
Molecular function (GO): protein binding
Source: RefSeq, a predicted model, not a curated record